AUGGCCACACGAACGACAAGAAGGACAAAAAAGGCGCCGGCGCCGCCAUCAGACCCACCGGACCCUGCUGCGUAUCCAGGCAAGAAGCAUGGCCACACCCAAGACAAGAAGGACAAGAAGGCGGGCAAGAAGCUCGGCCACACAAAGGGCGAGAAGGCAGGACACUAUCCGGAGCCGGCAGCAGAGGUGGAAACGCAUCUUGACUCAAGCGGCCAAAGCUGUGCACGGUUCUGUCCAGUGGUGGUUUGUGCGGGCUUGGCUGGUUUGUAUUGCAUCGCCGAAGACGAAGAUGGUGUCGAGGGAUAUGCCUCCUUUCCAGACUACGUCCUCGACCAGAUCCAGCGUGCCGGCUUCAAAGAGCCCACGCCGAUCCAGGUUCAGGGCUGGCCCAUCGCGCUGUCUGGAAAAGACAUGGUGGGUGUUGCAGAGACAGGCUCUGGCAAAACCCUGGCCUUCCUGCUUCCCGCAGUCGUGCACAUAAAUGCCCAGCCGUUCCUCGAGAGGGGAGACGGCCCGAUCGUACUGGUGAUGGCUCCCACGCGAGAGCUCGCCGUGCAGAUCCAGGAGGAGUGCAACCGAUUCGGCAAGAGUUCGAAGAUCAAGAACACCUGCUGCUACGGAGGCGCGCAGCGAGGUCCCCAGCAAAGGGACCUCCGUGACGGAGUGGAGAUCGUUAUCGCCACCCCGGGGCGGCUUAUCGACUUCCUGGAGUCUCGUGACACGAACCUGAAGCGAGUCACCUACCUGGUCUUAGACGAGGCUGAUCGCAUGCUGGACAUGGGCUUUGAGCCACAAGUCCGAAAGAUCUGCUCUCAGGUGCGGCCCGACCGGCAGACGCUGAUGUGGAGCGCCACCUGGCCCAAAGACGUGCAGAAGUUGGCCCGCGACAUCUGCAGAGAGGACCCUGUGCAUAUCAACGUGGGCGCCAACGAGUUGCGCACAGCGCACACGAUCCGGCAGUUUGUCGAAGUGGUUCAGGAGAGCGACAAGCGUUCCAGGCUCAGAAGAUUGCUAGAGAAGGUGAUGGAUGGUUCCAAGAUCCUCAUCUUCUGUGAGACGAAGAGAGGGGGCGACGAGCUCACGCGGGAGAUGAGGACCGAUGGGUUUCCAGCCCUGUGCAUACACGGCGAGAAGAAGCAAGAGGAGCGAGAUUGGGUGAUGAAAGAAUUUAAAGAAGGAAAGUCUCCCAUCCUUGUGGCGACUGACUUAGCCUCGCGCGGUAUUGAUGUCAAGGACAUCAAGUACGUUAUAAAUUAUGACUUCCCCAACCAGAUCGAGGACUACGUUCACCGCGUGGGUCGAACAGGUCGCGCUGGAGCAACAGGCUCCGCCUACACCUUCUUCACGUCUGACAAAGCUAAGCACGCGAAGGACCUCAUAGGUGUGCUGAAAGAAGCCAAGCAGCAAAUCCCCGAGGAGCUGGAGAAGCUCGCGCAGAACAGCGCAUCCGGCGAGCCGGGCUCUGGCACCGACAACUCAGUCGCGGCCGCCCUUAGGCGUGCCGCGACAACCCGGCCGCCCUCAGGCGAGCGGGCAGAAGUGGUCGAGAGCGGCAGAGGAUGUCCGCUUCCAGCGCCUCCGGUGGACGUGACCUGGCUUCCGAAAGCGGAAGAGCUUUGGUCCACGUUCCGCGUUGCCCUCUUGGCACUUCUACAGGCGUGGCACAGCCGACUGGCUAAGUGGGCCAAGCUGCUUGGCAGCACAGAGAAAUUUUAUUCUUCUCAUAAAAACAGCUAUUUUGAAAAAAAUGAAAAAGACAGGACCCCGCAAAUGCAGCGGACCACCACGGAGCAGCAACAGUUCUUGUUGGACAUGAUCAAGGCAACGCCUGCAGUUCAUCAAAGUUUUGUAUCUGCACUCAGUGCGCCAGGCCAAAUGGACUGA
Messenger RNA from Symbiodinium natans, 1884 nucleotides. The record is from the annotation of a GenBank genome assembly. Lineage: Eukaryota; Dinophyceae; Suessiales; Symbiodiniaceae.